AUGAGAAAUAUCACCCAAUUACUUUGCCAAAUCCAUCACCCAAAUCUUGUAUCACUCAUCGGAUUCUGCUAUGACGAAAAUGAGAUGAUUCUAGUCUAUGAAUACAUGGACAAUGUAACCCUCCUUGACCGUGUCUGCAACGCAAACAUGGAUCUACUCCAAUGGAAGUUGAGGCUCAAAAUCUGUAUUGGUGUGGCCAGGGGAUUGCACUAUCUCCACACUGGAGUUAAGCAGGGAAUUGUCAACCGUCGCGUGAAAGAAGGAGAUUAUACAAAUGAAAUGCGACCGAAGAUCAUGAAGCAUGAUCUGGACUAUUUUGGUCCAGAGCAUUAUGUCAAGCAUGCAGUUACAGAAAAAUCAGAUGUCUACUCAUUCGGAGUUGUGCUAUUUAAAGUAUUGUGUUCUAAGAAAGCAAUAGAUGUCAACUUACAAGGAGGCCUUGGCGAUCUAGCGAGAUGGGCAGUCGAAUGCAUUCGAGAUGAAACUCUCUUUGACAUGAUUGAUCCAUACUUGCUGGGAAAAAUAGCUCCAAAGUGUCUGAUGAAGUUUGUGGAGAUUGCAUUGAGUUGUAUUCGACCACCGCGAUAUGAAUAG
Molecule: messenger RNA, 594 nt
Organism: Tripterygium wilfordii
Lineage: Eukaryota; Viridiplantae; Streptophyta; Magnoliopsida; Celastrales; Celastraceae
Product: receptor-like protein kinase FERONIA
Exons: 2
Coding region: 1-594 (197 amino acids)
Biological process (GO): protein autophosphorylation
Cellular component (GO): plasmodesma; plasma membrane
Molecular function (GO): ATP binding; transmembrane receptor protein tyrosine kinase activity
Source: RefSeq, a predicted model, not a curated record